Messenger RNA from Caretta caretta (loggerhead turtle), 5721 nucleotides. NCBI's taxonomy places the organism in Eukaryota, Metazoa, Chordata, Testudines, Cheloniidae. The record is from RefSeq and is a predicted model, not a curated record.
GGCAGCGACGGGGGUCGCUCCGCUGGCAGAGCGCAGGACCGGCAGCGGGGAAUCGCCGCCCGCGGCCCGGGCUGGCCAGGGGAGGGCGAACCACCCCGACACCCACCUGCGCCCGGGGGGAGCCGCCUCCGGGCUGGAAGGAGGAUGCAGGAGCGAGCCCGGCUCGGGGCCGCGUAAGGAUGCGUCGCCCUCUGGCGGAGCUCUCAGCUCACGGGUGUUGGAAAAGCUCCUCCUCCCUGCCCUGCCCCUUUUGGCUUCAAACCUGAUUCCUCCCACGCGAUGGCCCAGGCAGGGGGAGUCAUGCGCUUCUGCCCCGAAGGAGACUGCACUGUGUCGCCCACGAAGUUCACCCGCAACCUGGAUCGGAGGCCCUGGCUGCCCACCGCCAAGAGCAUGGAGUCCGCUGCCUCCAGCCCGCACCGCUGCCUCACGCCCAAUCUCAGCACGGGCAGGAUCCAUUUACUGCGCAAGAGCCUGGCUCCUGAGGCCUGGCGGUGUCAGCUGGGCAUGUAUAACAGCACCGGCUCCUUAAUCCGCAAGGCACCAGAAGCUGGCCCCUUUGGCAAUGGCAACUGCCCAAGCUCUGGGCGGGUGACAGCACCGUGCACCCCGCUGAGAAGCAGGCAAAACUCCUUGCUGUCCUCCCCGGGCAGCCGCAGCCCACUGGUGGCCCCGGCGCCCGAGGGACAGAGCUCCGUGGUGACGUUCCGCUUUAUUGAAAAGGCCAGCGUGAAAACCCUCAAUGGCCUCCCAUCGGGCGAGCCCAGGAGGGAGAAUGGGCCAAGCCCCCACGGCCUGAGCCGCAGCUUGGAGUUCGGGGAGACCGUCCACUGCGGUUCCAGCAAAGAGGGGAGCUCCUGCCCCACCAUGCAAAGCCAGCCUUCCCCAGGCAGCAGGCAGGGCAUAAGCGAGAGCCUGUGGCUGACAGCCCGGCCGCCCACAUGUGGCUCUGUGAGCGGGCAUCCUGGCAGCACAUGCACCCCGCCAGCCCAGAACAGCCCAUUCCAGGAGCACCUCAGUCGGAAGCUGAAGCUGGAGGUCUCUGCCUCGGAUCCGUUCCUGGCCGGUAGCCGCUCUCCUGUGGGCAAGCAGCCCUCUCUGAGUACUGGCAACGGAAGGGCAGCAGGGCACCCCCAUGCUCUGAACACCAACUGCCUCUUCAGCUCCCUCUCCAAUGGGCUGGGGACACCAUCUGAGCACAUCUCGGCGCUCCUGCGCAACCCCUUGGGCAUGGAGCCCCACGACCAGGGGGGCUCAUGGGCGUAUUCCCGGGAGAGCUCAGCCCAUGCCCAGCGCAUUGCCAAGGCCAAGUGGGAAUUCUUCUAUGGCUCGUUGGACUCUCCAGGGACAGGCACCUCCCCCCAGACACCUCUUGAGUCUCCGUCACUGGCAAAACCCCUGCAGAAGCCCAGCCACCAGCUGCCACCAGAACCAGAGAAGCCAAUGGCGGAGCGCAGCUUGUGUCACAUCGAGGUGGAAAUAGAGAUGGCUCCUGCAGGUAGUAAGAAGCCAGGAUCCUGUGAAACCGGCAUCAUAAGGAGGACGGUGAAGUAUUCAGAGACGGAUCUGGACUCAGUGCCGCUGCGAUGCUAUCGCGAGACCAACAUUGAUGAUAUCCUGGCUGAGAAGGACGAAGGGGAUUCGGCCAUCGAGAGCCAGAAGGACAGCGAGAGCAAUCCGAGUGUCACAGGAACCCUGGGGAGAAGGAACAGUGUGACAGAGGACCCCUUUCCCCAGCACAGGGGAGAGCAGGAUGGAAAGUGUCUGAGGAACGGGAUGCAGGGCGAAGAGAUGGAUGAGGAUGACGAGGUGUUUGAGGCGACGAGGCAGGAGAACGGGGGCAGGAUCGUGGACAGAGAUGAACAGUGCCUGCUCAAGUCACCAGUGCCCUUCCUUCUGGGACACAGCCUCUCCAAGGAUGGGAUGGACUCUUUCAGCAAGCAUUUUGAGAGCAUCAUGGAGUCCCAUCGAGCCAAGGGGACAUCCUACACCAGCCUAGAUUCCAUUGACGUCCUCUCCUCUCCAGCCCGUACCCGUGGUACCUAUUUCACCUUUGACCUCCCAAACCUCACCCCAGAAAUACAGGACCAGAUCCGAGACAGCGCCAAGCUGAUUGAGCAGAAUUUUGCCCCUCUGGCCCACCUGGAGCCAGAUUCCGGAACCAGCUCUGCCACUGAUGCCCUCUGGAGCGAGAGGGAAGAGGAGCGGGGGAGAAGGGGGAAGAAUGGCUUUCACAGCCCCUGCCGCUCGGAGGACAGCUUUGGACUGCCCCUGGCCUCCAUCAUAAGGUGGCGCUUCAUGUUUGUAAAUGUGCAGCCAGACAGCCACCCUCCAGAUUACAGAAUGAGGUGCUGGUCUCCUCUGCUCAUCAGUGACCAUCCUCUGAGUCAGCUGGUCUCGGACUCAGACUCCGAGAUGGACAGCACGGAGCAGCUAGCGCUGGGCAGCACAGACACGCUGUCCAACGGGCACAAGGCCGACCUCGAGGCUGCCAAGCGCCUGGCAAAGAGGCUCUACAACCUGGAUGGAUUCAAAAAAGCAGACGUGGCUCGCCAUUUGGGGAAGAAGUACGUUAAUGAGUUCAGUAAGAUGGUGGCUGGGGAAUAUCUGAAAUUCUUCGUGUUCACUGGGAUGAGUCUGGACCAGGCUCUCAGGUCCUUUCUGAAGGAGCUGGCCCUGAUGGGGGAGACUCAGGAGAGAGAGCGAGUCCUGGCUCAUUUUUCACAACGCUAUUAUCAGUGCAACCCCAAUGCUGUCUCCUCUGAGGACGGAGUCCACACGCUGACCUGUGCCCUGAUGCUCUUAAACACAGACCUCCAUGGGCACAACAUAGGGAAGAGAAUGUCCUGCUCUGACUUCAUUGGGAACCUGGAAGGCCUCAACGGAGGGAGUGAUUUCCCCAGGGAGCUGCUCAAGGCUUUGUACAGCUCCAUCAAGAAUGAGAAGUUGCAGUGGGCCAUUGAUGAGGAGGAGCUGAGGAAGUCGCUCUCUGAGCUGGCCGACCCCAACCCCAAAUCCAUCAAGCGCAUCAGCAGCUGCAGUAACCCCUUCCUGGACUUCUCUCAGGACCCCAGCAUCGCCACCUACAAGUACGGCCUGCUGGUGCGCAAGAGCCAUGCGGACUCCGACUGCAAGAAGACCCCCAGAGGGAAGAGAGGCUGGAAGACUUUCCACGCCAUCCUGAAGGGACUGAUCCUCUACCUGCAGAAGGAGGAAUAUAAGCCCGGGAAGCCCCUGGCAGAGGAGGAGCUGAAGAAUGCCAUCAGCAUUCACCACGCGCUAGCCACGCGGGCAUCCGACUACAGCAAGAGACCGAACGUCUUCUACCUCAGGACAGCCGAGUGGCGGGUCUUCCUGUUCCAGGCCCAGAAUACAGAACAGAUGCACUCCUGGAUCACACGCAUCAACGUGGUGGCAGCCAUGUUCUCUGCUCCCCCGUUCCCCGCGGCCAUCGGGUCCCAGAAGAAGUUCAGCCGGCCCCUGCUGCCCAGCUCUACCACCAGGCUGUCCCAGGAGGAGCAGGUGAAGAGCCACGAGUCCAAGUUCAAGGCUAUGUCGGCAGAGCUGGUGGAGCAUUGCUCCUCGUUGCCCGAGAAGAAGGUGAAGGGCAAGGAGUACGAGGAACUGAAGCAGAAGGAGGAGUACCUGGAGUUCGAGAAAACACGCUAUGGCACCUAUGCCAUGCUGCUGCGCGCCAAGCUGAAAGCCGGCUCCGAGGACCUGGCGGCCUUCGAGGCCACGCUGUUCGACGCAGCCAUCAGCGAGGAGGACAGCCUCAAAAAAUCCCGCUCCAGCCCCUCCCUCAACCUGGAGCCACCUAGUACGGGCACCAAGGUCAAGCGCAACAUCUCGGAGCGCAGCAGCCGCCAUCCUGCCAACAACCUGCAGAAAUCCUAGACGGGCAGCGCCUUGCCAGCCAGCCCCGGGGGCAGCCGGGCCCUUGCCAACGAGAAUCUGCAUGACUUCAUCCUUCGUGGGCACAAGCCAUGGGGCUGACAGCUCUCACCCAGCCACCAGCACCAGCCCAUGCCAGCUCAGCAUGGAACCAGAGCCCUCCACCGACUCCAUUGGAAACACAUGCCGUGCGAUGCCGUCUCCAGCCCCUGGCCACCGGGCUCACACUACAGGACUUAACCCCCCCACCCCCAAUUCCCUGGGAACUGGGUGCAAGUUUCCAGAGUGGGGAAAUAACCAAAAACCAACCACUGAGCUAAAUUCUUCAGUGUAAAAAGCAAAGCAGCGCUCUCUCCUGCUCAGGCCCCCCACCACGGUUUCUAGGACAGACAGACUCGGGGAGACAACCCAAGUGGGGCCCUUUUAUACAGCCUCACUGCAGCCCUGGCCACCCUAGGGGCCAGUUUCUUUAAAGCUGCCAGAUGGGCAGAGCCCUGGCCGCUCCCUGUGAUGCCCUCCCUCCCCCAUCUGCUGGUUUCUUACGGUUUUGAACGUUUUUGUGAUACAGUUUUGCACUUUUUAGUACUUGACUGAGCUGACUUACAGGGAGUUUUUGGGGGGUAAUUUUGAUGCUUUUUUGGGAACUGUAAAAACAAACCCCAAGCUCUCCAAGGCAUUUGUUUCCUAGAGCUGCUGCAGGUUUUCUGUGACUGCGGGGAGUGGAGGCCCAGCCCCACCCGCAGCCGCUAGCCUAGCACUAGUUUUCUGUGUUGCACAGAGGAGCUGCCUAGUUCUGCACAGCCCCACUCGUGCCACUGGACUGGCUUGUGCCCCUUAGGCAGCAGCUGGCACCUGCCCUCCCCAGGGCACAGGAAACAACCACCAGCCAAGUCCGGCGUUCCAGCCCUGGAUGCAGCUGUACGGUGCAGGGUAGGAAGAGGCUAAGCAAGCCUUGACUCAGCCAUGAAGCCAUAACGAGGGGCCAGGGUGGUGUCUCGUGAGCACACAGUGCCCCUUCGGCUCAUCAUAGUGCAGAUCACUGUGGACAGGCGACACGGGUGGCUUUCCCCGUUGCCUAGCUGGCCUAGCUCGGGGCAUGGUGAGGUGAGGAGGGAAGAGCAGGGUUAUUUUGAGAGCUGGAAUUCAAUCUGCGCCUGCUGGCCAUGUCCCCUGAAGGCUCCUCUCUGCCCUCUGCUGGAGGGGCUAUGCUAGUCCUGCCCCUCUACCUCCCACCUGAAAGGGCUCAGAGGCUGCAGCUCUGGAGCUGGUGCCCAUGAAUGUCACACCCAGGCCCUGCCUCUCACAAGCCUUUUCCAGCAUUAAAGGUCCUUGUCCAUCCCUGACAACUGGAGGAAUAGCAAGAGGGGAAGGGCUGGGACAGUCUAGGAACAAAGCCGGAGCUAAAGAGGAGCUUUGUCCCCAGCUUGUUGUGGUUACUGGAGGCUCCUCUCCCUUGCGGGGAGCAGCAUGAGCUCUAGCCCAGGAGCUCGCCUGCCCAGGCUGCGGCCAACCAUCCCAGCAGCAUGCCUGGGGCUGGGGGCAAGGGGAUCCUGUCCCCAACAGGGGGCUGGAUCAAUGCAUGGUCAGCUGCAGCUCAGGGCUGAGCUGCAGCACAAGGGUGCAGGCUCAGCCAGUGGGAAAUCCAGGGGCCAACAGGACUGCACCUACCCAGGGACCUUGGUCAAUGGCGGCAGGACAGCCACGCCCCCUGGCUGCCCUUCGCCCCGACUGCGAAUGUGUCUCUUUUUAUUCUGCUCUUUCGAGUCUAUUGCAAAAAAUCUUUGUACAGCUUCUUCCAUCAGUUACUGAAGUAAAACCUGCUCUUAA